Messenger RNA from Perkinsus marinus ATCC 50983, 735 nucleotides. RefSeq lists its product as hypothetical. Lineage: Eukaryota; Perkinsozoa; Perkinsida; Perkinsidae. The record is from RefSeq and is a predicted model, not a curated record. The coding region runs from base 1 to 735 and encodes 244 amino acids. The transcript has 4 exons.
AUGGAACCCAGGGAGAUCUUUGUGAAGGAAGGCUACUAUGCUAACGUUCGUCCUAGUCUUGGCGCGAAGGUCAUCCUCUCAGUCCACGGUGUUGUCAAUUACUUGUCGCGUAGUGGUUUGGAGCGCCUGGACAAUUUUGAAAGCCCACAUUAUGAACGGCGUUGGGUGAAAGUACAGCUUUAUGGAGGCGAUGGUGAAGUGAUGGAAGCGAUGCUCUAUAUACAGCCUCAGAGGGAACAAGGGAUAGAGGGUCUUCCUGGGAGGAGGUACCUGAAGACGUUGAUCGCUGGAGCGGUGAAGGCCGACUUGGACCAGUGUUGGAUUGCACGACUACAGUCUUUGCCCUUCGUGGACUUCAGGAAAUUCGACAUCGAUUCAGCAGAGAGGAGAGCAUUGAUUCAUGGUCGAGUUUUUGAGAAGGAAGAGAUUGUUGACUCGCGUAAGAUGCAGAAUAGGCUGCUUGUGAGCCUGUUAGGGAUAGUUUUGGCGACUCCGGAAAAUCUCGAUAAAAUCGAGAAAAUGAUUUAUAGCAGCGGGGAUGAUCUCAACGUAACCCUAGCUCGUUUUGUUUCCUACGAGCCGCCACCUGUGGACGGUCGGAAUUUGAGUGCGGAGCAUCGUGGCUUCAUAGAAACGGUGAUGGAAUCGGCAACGACUGAUACGCGUCGACUCGAGAUCGUGGGUAGGCUGGCGGGAGAAUUCGAUUUCUAUUGGAACAACAAGGGAAAUCUCUAA